This is a messenger RNA of Gekko japonicus, 1700 nucleotides long. Its product is annotated as vesicle transport protein SFT2C-like. Bases 157 to 798 code for a protein of 213 amino acids. Gene Ontology annotation, cellular component: membrane. The transcript has a single exon. The record is from RefSeq and is a predicted model, not a curated record. NCBI's taxonomy places the organism in Eukaryota, Metazoa, Chordata, Lepidosauria, Squamata, Gekkonidae. Gene Ontology annotation, biological process: vesicle-mediated transport.
UCAAAGACCGACAUGACUUUGGGACUGCGCUGGCACUGUUUCCUUGGCGGUGGGGAGCAAACUUGAGGUGCAUUGGUCAACGCAAGGGGCUGCCUAUAGAGAACCGUCUUUGUAUCCCAUCCCGGACAAGUUGCUACCACCCACCUUCUUCCCAAGAUGGCGGAUCUGAACCGGCAACUGCAAGAAUACUUGGCCCAGUCUAAGGGGGGCAGUGGCUCGGCCGUCCCGCCGGCACAUCAGAGCCCACCGCAGGAUAAAACAGAGGAGUCUGGGUCCGGCUUGGGAGCUUGGUUUGGCCAGAUGAACCCUUUCCCCGCAACAGGAACGUGGCCUUGGGCGGCGGAGCCGGAGCCGGACCCGUGGCUGCCGACCGGUCUGUCCCGCUGGCAGCGCCUGGUGGGGAGUGCCUUGUGUCUGCUGUUGGCCGUUCUUUGCUUCAGCCUCGCCGCUCUCUAUGGCUCGCUGCUGCUGCUCAGAAAGUUCGCGCUGCUUUGGUCCCUGGGCUCGGCCUUUGCGCUGGGGGCUGCGGGCUUCCUACGGGGCCCGAGUCGUCUCCUGGGUGAGCCUGACCGCCGUGGCCUGGCCCUUCUUUACUUGGGCUCUGUGGGCGGCACCCUCUAUGCUGCACUCGGUCUCCGGAGCACCUUGCUCACCACUCUGGGCGCCGGCAUCCAGUUGGUGGCCGGUGGCGCCUAUUUGCUGGCCUCUCUGCCUGGGGGCGCCGCCGGACUGCGCUACGUCGGCGGGUUCUUGACCGGUUUUGUGCGGCGGCGUGUGUCGAAAACGCUCCCCGUGUGAGGGCGGCUGUUGAGCUGAGCCCCUCUCCUGGAUGGAUGCUUGUGGGGGAAGAAAGCUGAUGUCUAUGCAGUGGGGUCCUGAGACCUGCUGUAAGCUAGUGCAUGGCACAGGAUACAAUCCCAAAAACCGGUGGAAGGAAAACAUCCAAUUCUUCCUUCCAUAGACGUGCUUGUCUCAGUUCCAGAAGGGUUGCCAUGUUUUGGGUCUGAUUUAGCAAAAGUAAUUUUGUAUCGUAUGUUUUUUGUCCUUUUCCUAUGAUCGCUCUUUACUGUUUUAACAUUGAUAGAUUAAAGGGCAGGGGGGCUGUAUUCCAGACUGUGUUCCCGUAUGUUUUUGCACUAAUCACCUGGGCUCAUAACAUUAAAAACAACAACAACACUAUUCUGAAUAAUGUUCUACUGUAGUAGCCCUCCUUAAUUGUCUGUGUCCUAUAAUUAUUCGUUAGCCGAUGCAAUCUAAAUUUGGUAUACGCGACACAAUUUUAAAGAAACUGUAUAGCAUCUUAUUAGAAAAAGAUGAAGUGCUAAUAUCUAAUCUUGAAGAUAAUACCAUUCCUCCAGGAUUUGUAUUAAAAGUUUCUACAACCUUUAAAAAAAAAUGAACAGAAUAUGAACAGAAUGUUUCUGAUAUCUAAAGUGAUGUUGGGAGGAUUUCUAGCUUUCCAAUGAUUUUGAUUGCAGUGCUCCAAUAAUACUUGUUAAUGCAGUUAUUCAGAUUAGGCAGUAAUGUACCUGCUCUCUCCCUAACGGGGCUCACUGUUCCCAUUUUUCUGUCACUGCCUUGAAUACCGUGUGCCAAAAAGAGUCCAAUAGACCCCUUUUAUAGCAUGCAACAUAAUGGUUGCUGAACUUGCACAGUUGCCUACAUUCUUUGUUUCCCUAAUGCUCAGUUACUGCUAUGGA